Molecule: messenger RNA, 291 nt
Organism: Dothidotthia symphoricarpi CBS 119687
Lineage: Eukaryota; Fungi; Ascomycota; Dothideomycetes; Pleosporales; Dothidotthiaceae
Exons: 2
Source: RefSeq, a predicted model, not a curated record
AAGAACUUCCGAUCCGAACGACUACCUGAUCCGCCAGCGUUCAACAACAAGACGAAGGACCUUUCCCUCUUCUUAAGGAAACUACGUUACAAGCUGGAGGGGAAUGUCGAUCACUUCCCCGAAGAAAGGUCUCAACUGAUUUACGCACACUCCCGCCUCGAACGCGACCCUGCUACGUUAAUCGACCCUUUAAUAGGUGAGGAUAUUUGCACUCAAGGGAAGAAGAGCUUCCUCUCCCACUUCGCCGAAUUGCGACGUCCCGUAGCUGACACGAACUUGAAAGAAGAAGCC